Molecule: messenger RNA, 1176 nt
Organism: Daucus carota subsp. sativus
Lineage: Eukaryota; Viridiplantae; Streptophyta; Magnoliopsida; Apiales; Apiaceae
Exons: 3
Coding region: 176-874 (232 amino acids)
Source: RefSeq, a predicted model, not a curated record
ACAUCUACAUUACCUAUACAUACAUUCUCACACCAACACAAAAGAAAAAUAAGAAAAAUAGAUACAACUCUCUCAAUAUCUCUAUCUUUUUCGAUUUCCGGUGAAUUGAACGCCGGCGAUUACGAAGCGAAGUGAGUAGCGAUCAAUUGCGUGUGAAAGCGACGAGAGUUACGGGAUGACGUCAUCGGCGCCGGAGAAAUCGAAGCCGCCGCUACACAAUUUCAACAUGCCGUGGUUACAGUGGGGGAAUAGGAAGCUAAUGAGGUGUAUGAAGGUGAAUGAGUCGUCGCCGACGAGUUAUAAUCAUCGGAGGAGUGGCGAAAAUCCGAUCGGGCGGUUGAGAGAGCCGGAGUUUGAACGGCGAGGAUCGAGUAAGAAAGCGAAGCGAGAUGAUGAUGGAAUCGAGGCGGUGAGGGAGAAGCUGAUGGUUGAUCUCAAGACGGCGGCGUUUAAGAUGAAAAAUGCUUUGAUUAGAGACGGAUUGGAGGCGCCGAAGGAUACGCCAUGGAAUUUGAGGACUCGGAGAGCUGCGUGUAAAGAGCCGCCGGUUGGGGAUAACGGCGGUGAGCGGAAACCUAAUUCGUCGCCGGUGAGAACGGAGGCGAAUAAAUCGGCGAGGUUUUUGCGAGGGAGUGUAGUUGGAGGUGUCGUCGGAGAAUCAUCGAGCGGUGAGAAGCGAGAUAGGGCUAAGUUCUCGGUAUCGCUCACACGUCGAGAAAUUGCUGAUGAUUUUAUGGUGAUGACUGGUCAUCGGUUGCCUCGGAGGCCUAAGAAACGCCCUAAAUACAUUCAAAAGGAUUUGGAUACACUCUUUCCAGGAUUGUGGAUGACUGAAAUCAAUGCCGAUUUAUACAAAGUUCCUGAUGCUGUGUAAACAGUGGUAAGUAGUAAUGGGAGUAGGUGAUGGUGUUGUUUGUUCUUGUUUGAAGCUGUUUUCUUUCUGCUGACUAAAACUGAUCAUUAUUCAGUACUGGAACACCCGACGACCUUUGUAAAUUCAAGAAUUCGCGGAUUUGAUCAAAGUGUUGAGCAACUACUUGUUUCAUCCAGUGCUGUGUAUGAUGACUCUGCUAUGAAAUUUUGUUCAUUAUAAUCUGUUAAUAUUUUGGCUUAUUGAACAAUAAACUUGUUGAUAUUAUGUUUCGGUAUCAAUAAUAAAAUAGUUGGUUUGAUAAA